AUGGGUUCCUUCAAAUGGAUCAACUUGUUCAUCAUCAUUUUCUAUUGCUUUUUAACUGCAACACCCAUCAUCUCAGAUUCAAACACAAUCCCAAACUUUCUGGAUUUAGCCAAGGAACCUCAAGUCUUUGAUUGGAUGGUUGAUAUCAGGAGGAAGAUUCAUGAGAAUCCUGAACUGUGUUAUGAAGAAUUUGAAACCAGUAAGCUUAUUAGAGCAAAAUUGGAUGAAUUGGAUAUUCCAUAUAAACAUCCAGUUGCAGUUACAGGUGUUGUUGGUUACAUAGGAACUGGUCUUCCUCCUUUUGUUGCUCUCAGAGCUGACAUGGAUGCUCUUCUUAUGCAGGAAUUGGUGGAGUGGGAACAUAAGAGUAAAGUACCCGGAAAGAUGCAUGCAUGUGGUCAUGAUGCUCAUGUUUCUAUGCUUCUUGGUGCUGCAAAGAUUCUCAAAGACCAUGAAAAAGAUUUACAAGGAACUGUUGUUCUUGUUUUUCAACCUGCAGAAGAAGGAUGUGGCGGGGCUAAGAAAAUUGUAGAUGCUGGAGUUUUACAAAAUGUGUCUGCCAUAUUUGGAUUGCAUGUCCUAAAUAACUUGCCUCUAGGCGAAGUGGCAUCUAGGUCUGGUCCUCAGUUUGCAGGAAGUGGCUUCUUUGAAGCAAUAAUAAGCGGCAGGGGUGGUCAUGCAGCCAUUCCUCAACAUUCUAUAGAUCCUAUAUUGGCAGCUUCCAAUGUGAUUCUUAGCUUACAACAUAUCAUUUCUCGCGAAGCUGAUCCUCUCGACUCUCAGGUUUUGACUGUAGCAAAAUUUCACGGAGGUGGUGCAUUCAAUGUUAUUCCAGACUCUGUCACAAUUGGUGGCACCUUCCGAUCUUUUUCAAGGGAAAGCUUCACGCGAAUGAAACACCGCAUUGAGCAGGUUAUUACUGGACAAGCUGCUGUGCAGAGAUGCAAUGCAACAGUGAGCUUCUUGGAAGAAGAGAAGCCUCUGAUCCCUCCAACGGUAAACAACGGUGACCUGCAUCACUAUUUUCAAAGUGUCGCCAAGAGUUUACUCGGUGCUGAUAAAGUUAAAGGCAUGGAACCAAUGAUGGGAUCAGAAGACUUUGCGCUCUAUCAAGAGGCUUUGCCGGGUUACAUCUUCUUCCUCGGAAUGGAGGAUGUUUCCGUUGAACAUCUUCCGACAGGACACUCGUCCUAUUUCAAAGUCAACGAAGAUGUGCUUCCUUAUGGUGCUGCGCUUCACGCCUCAUUAGCUGCGAAGUAUCUUGCCAAACUUCAUCAGGAGUUGCCUGUAGUAGAGGUGAAAUAUCAUGAUGAAUUAUAG
Molecule: messenger RNA, 1320 nt
Organism: Vicia faba (fava bean)
Lineage: Eukaryota; Viridiplantae; Streptophyta; Magnoliopsida; Fabales; Fabaceae
Source: the annotation of a GenBank genome assembly